AUGAGCCCUCCACCCGUGCCGGCCAUAGAUACCAUGAUGGUUGACGAUGAUGAACAAGCCAGUGAUGAGGGGGCUUCUCUACAUACAAGACGACGAUCUUCAUCAACUCAACAUAAUGCUCAACCUUUUGAGUUAGUUGCAGCAACCGCGGAUGAUGUCUCGGUACUCUGGGGGGAGUUUGAGAUGGUAGAAAAUGCCAACUCCCGUUCCCCGAUCCAAGUCGAUACGCCCGGUACGGUGAGGGUGAGUACCGGGCCCCGGCCGUCUUCAUUUGAUGAGCAACCAGCAACCAACACUACAUUUGUCGCAUCUGCAUCUCACCCUUCAACGCAAUCAGCUUCAUCACCUUCUUCACCAACUCUUCCACCAGCAACUGCUACAUCAUCUCCAUCGGUCGCAUCUGUCUGA
Messenger RNA from Nicotiana attenuata, 408 nucleotides. Its product is annotated as putative protein TPRXL. The transcript has a single exon. Bases 1 to 408 code for a protein of 135 amino acids. The record is from RefSeq and is a predicted model, not a curated record. NCBI's taxonomy places the organism in Eukaryota, Viridiplantae, Streptophyta, Magnoliopsida, Solanales, Solanaceae.